Mustela lutreola (European mink) is the source of this 6752-nucleotide messenger RNA. RefSeq names its product chromosome 6 C6orf89 homolog (gene C6H6orf89). NCBI's taxonomy places the organism in Eukaryota, Metazoa, Chordata, Mammalia, Carnivora, Mustelidae. Gene Ontology annotation, cellular component: nucleolus; Golgi membrane. The transcript has 8 exons. The coding region runs from base 130 to 1197 and encodes 355 amino acids. The record is from RefSeq and is a predicted model, not a curated record.
GGCGUCGCCGGUGGCGCGGGAGUUGCUUCCGGGUUGCGUGCCCGGAAGCAGGAAGUUGUCGGCUUACCCUCCUCGCCGGGUGGCUGCUGUCCCCGCGGCAGGAGGAGCCCGAGAGGGCGCGGGCCCCGCAUGGAUUUUGUAUUGGAAGACAUGGAUCUCGCCGCCAGUGAGCUCAGCAUUUAUGACAAACUUUCAGAGACUGUUGAUUUGGUGAGACAAACAGGCCAUCAGUGUGGCAUGUCCGAGAAGGCAAUUGAAAAAUUUAUCCGACAGCUCCUGGAAAAGAAUGAACCUCAGAGGGGGCCACCCCAGUAUCCUCUCCUGAUAGCUAUGUAUAAGGUCCUUGUAACCCUGGGAUUAAUCUUGCUCACUGCCUACUUUGUGAUUCAACCUUUCAGCCCAUUACCACCUGAACCAGUGCUUUCUGGAGCUCACACCUGGCGCUCACUCAUCCAUCACAUCCGGCUGAUGUCCUUGCCCAUUACCAGGAAGUAUAUGCCAGAAAACAAGGGAAUUCCUCUGCAUGGGGGUGAUGAAGACAGACCCUUUCCAGAUUUUGACCCUUGGUGGACAAACAGCUGUGAGCGGAAUGAGUCGGACCCUGUCCCUGCCAACUGCACUGGCUGUGCCCAGAAAUUACCCCUCAAGGUAAUGCUCUUGGAAGAUACCCCAAAGAAAUUUGAGAGACUCCAUCCUCUGAUGAUCAAGACCGGACAGCUCUUGUUGUCCAAGGAGCUUCAGCAUCUUCUGUGCCAGUACCCUGAGGUCACGGAAGGUUUCAGCGAAGGGUUUUUCACCAAGUGGUGGCGCUGCUUUCCCGACCGGUGGUUCCCAUUUCCUUAUCCGUGGAGAAGACCUCUAAAUAGAGCACGCAUUUUACGUGAGCUUUUUCCUGUUUUCACCUACCUGCCAUUUCCAAAAGAUGCCUCCUUAAAAAAGUGCUUCCUUCUUCAACCGGAACCUAUUGUGGGUAGUAAGAUGUAUAGGAUGCAUGACCUGUUCAUCGUUGGCAGCGGUGAGGCCAUGUUGCAGCUCAUUCCUCCUGCCCAGUGCCGAAGACACUGCCAGUCGGUAGCAAUGCCCCUAGAGCCAGGGGAUAUUGGUUAUGCCGGUGCCACACACUGGAAGGUCUACGUGAUAGCCAGAGGGGUCCAGCCUUUGGUCAUCUGUGAUGGAACCACCCUCUCAGAACUAUAGGAAACAAGAACUGGACAGAGGAACAACUUCGAGAGCUGAAGAUCAGAUUGAAAGGGGAGAAAUAAAAACGAUGAAACCACUUUCCAAGGUCACUUAGUUACCUGCCCUGUGCAUGCGUGUAUGAGCCAACCAUAUGCUGGAGGCCAUGGCCAGAGCCUGGCCCUCCCGACUCUUCCAGCCUAGUUGCUUGGCCAAGACUUUGCCAGUACCUACCUGUGAGGGAUUGGGCUCUUCUAUCUUCCACACCUUUUGGAACCGCAGCCUCGAGGCUGCCCCUCAAGCAGGAAAAAGGAUUGGUGCCUUCCCUUACUUGCAUGGCAUGAUCCCUUCUGCUGGCUCCCUGGCCACAGAGAGGGCAGCCUGCAGGUCCAGACUUCAGAGCCGUCCCUCACUAGGUGGUCCUGCUUGUCCUUUCUUCCUGGCCACACCACCCUGUACUUCUGUUGAAAGCCAUGGCUGAUUAAAGAAGUCAUUGCAGUUUCCCCAGCAGCACAGAAUCUAGAAUCCGUGAAACAGGAUUAAGUAAUCUCAUUGCACUCAAGAAAAGCACCGCUUUCCCAGUGUCCAUGACUCUUGGAGUUUCAGUGAUGCCAGGUUGGAGUGUGAUUAUAAUUGAAAUGGUAAUUCCUAAGGUAAUACUUGCCUCCAUUUGAUCAAGUUCUUAGGCCUACCCCCACCCCCACCCCUUCUCACUUGUCUCGCAGAAGCUGGACUCCCCGUCCUCCCUCGCUGGCAGGUCCAGAGCCCUGGACUGUUGAGGCGGCACAGCUUCUGUCAGCUGGGUUGGUUUACCAAGUGUCUUCGGAGGGGAUGAGUUAGAGUCCUGGCCUGGGGAGAGGGUGCCUCCCCGGGUUUGAUCUUUUAGGGUCCAGCUUUCUGCAGGGAAGAUGUUUUACAGAUGUGUCAAGCUGAUGUUGUAAUAUGGUUGGGGAAGGAACUCCAGACCCAACGUGUUUGCCAGCUGGGUGUGCGACUCUGGGAUCCUCUGUCUUGAAAUCAUUUCUUUCUCCUGGGAAACAAGGUGAGGUAUUUUUAUCGUUUGUAAAAAUAUAAAGCUAUGUUCUUUCAGUUGGGUGAUUCUCUAUGCUCACUGUUUUCUCCCAAGUGCUUUUAAUAUGUAUUAAUCAAAUGGUGUAAAUAAGGGCAUACUUUUCUUCCUCUUUUUUCCCCCCUUUAUUCCUUUAUUGAUGCUGCUAUUUUGAUACCUGGCCUCUAGUCAUGCUGUCGCCAAGCUGAAGAAAAAAGCCUGACUAUGGCCCUUGGUUCUGAAUCGCAGGAAUCAGAUGAGUACAGGCUUCAUGGCAGAGUGGAUCAGAGGCAGACAGUGGCGAGAGAAGGGGGUGUGACUCCUUGCAGGGUCCUUACUCUGCAUCCUUGGAGGUGGCCUUGGACCUUAUCCCUGGGCUCUCUGUUAGCACAUCUCCUGAGUGGCGUUGGGGAUCAACAAGGCACUGAAAGUCUUGUUUGUAGGCCUGUAAAGGACAAGAAUGGUUCACAGAGCUCAGGGUGGAACUAAUUGGCCUCUAUGGACUUGAGUGAAAUUAGGAUAAAUGGUACCUGAGGGAAUUUUUCCUUAAACAAGUCUGUGCCUUGUGUGGGUUAAUACAGGCAAAACAAAAUUUUUUGUAGAUAUAAAAGUCAUGCUGCUAAGCAGUUAUGAUUUAAGAGGUUUUAUUUCAGAGGGAUCAUCUUGAGGCCAGCUUUGCGCAAGCUUUUAGGGCCUUUGCAGUGUCCUUACCCCUGCUGCGCAUGGAGAAGAAUUAUAUGUAAACAAGUUCUUCAGAGUUUUCUUCGUUUGGGCCCUUUGGGUUAACAAACGAGAGGGUUUCCUAGAAGAAAAAGAAACUUUUGGUGACUGAGAUUUCUGUUUUGUCUUUAUGAAUUACCCUGUGUUCCUUCUCCAUUUCACUCCUGCCCUUCAUACCUUCAAUGUUCAUAAAAUAUCCGCUUCAGCUCAAAACUUUGAAAACUGAGAAACCCUUGUAUGUGUUGCUGUUCUGAGGUCUCUCCUGGAAAGUCCCCUAAGCCCCUGAGCUGUCUACAGUUUAACCAAAAAAAUGGUGUGGCAACAAAGAAGCAGAGAUUUUCGUGCAUUUCCUACUCUAAACUUAAAGUCUAUCCUGUUCAGAGUUGAAGGUCAAUUUCUGUUAAGGGGGGAAUUUUCUGAAGAGAGUUUUCCCCCUCUUAAUUACUGGAUACGUAGAAGUAAUUUGCCUUCUUCUCAAGGCAGUUCUGACAAGCAGAAUACAGGAAUGGCUUCCCUCAGGAAUGGCCUAAUUGGCAGCCCGAGGCCUUGUGUGAGGAUGCUGCUCACCUAGCUCUCGGCUUUUUGGGGAAGUGGCGGAAGUCCCUCCAUGUCACCCCGUGUGCAGAAGAGUCAUCAAGAUGAGGUGGAAGGGUGGGGGGCAAGUAUACUUGUCCAAUAUUGGUAACACAUUAUACCUGUUCAGGCUUAUAAAAAGAGGCAGAACUUACCCUCUCCCCACUCUCAAUUUUUUUAGGGAAGGGAGGGAGUAAAAUAAUAUGGUUUUGAGCAUAGACUCUAGGGGCACCUGGCUAGCUCAGUCGGGGAAGCAUGCCACUCUUGAUCUCAGGUUAUAAGUUCGAGACCCAUGUUGGGUGAAGAGAUUACUUAACAAUAAAAUCCUAAAAAUUAACAAACAGAAUCUUCGUAUUUGAUGAGAAACAAAACAGUUUUAAGAAAUGGGCAGGUUAUGGGGGCGCCUGGGUGGCUUAGUGGGUUGAGCCUCUGCCUUCUGCUCAGGUCAUAGUCUUGGGGUCCUGGGAUCGAUCCCCGCAUUGAGCUCUCUGUUCAGCAGGGAACCUGCUUCCCCCUCCCUCUCUGCUACUUGUGAUCUCUCUCUAUAUAUAUCAAAUAAAUAAAUAAAAUCUUUAAAAAAAAAAAAAGAAGUGGGCAGGUUUGGGCUCAUUUUCUAAGGAUAAGAAUAGUAAUGUUUGUCCAGUCCAUUCUAAGAGGGCCUCAGUCUCCGUGGUCUCCUUUAAUCAUUACUUAGUCCUGUCAAGUAGAUGUUAAAGCUUCAUUUUUCGGAAAAUCUGGGCUUAGAACAGUUACCUGCUGGUCAGUAGGUAGUUGGUUUUGCAACUCAGUUUCGCUGCCUCAGCACAGCCUGGUGCCCAAGAACCAAUUUAUGGGUUUAUUGCCUGGGGCGUGUCCCCACUGGGUCAAGAGAACCUCGGGGUAGGGUCAGCAAGUCAGGAACUCUUCAGGGUUUGUUUUCAAAAUUGUUUUAGAAAGGGAACAAAAGAGGAUCUAACCAGAUGACUUUUAUAAAAAUCCUUUCACUUUCUCCCUCCCCAUUUGAAAACUCUUUAGAGUGAGCGUGGCUGGAACACAACUGUGUCCAGCCAUUUUCCCAUCACACAUGUUUCCAGAUGUGUGACCAGAAGAGGGACUUUGCCCAGUUCUAGUUGUGGCUCCCUUUAGAGUUUACCUCACUUGUUUUUCAGCUCUCCAUUUUCUCAUCCCUUCUUCCCAAACCCAGCUUAGGCCUCUGUGUAGGAGCAGUUCGUUUUUUAAAAAACUGUCAGUCUCGGGGCGCCUGGGUGGCUCAGUGGUUUGGGCUGCUGCCUUCAGCUCGGGUCAUGAUCUCAGGGUCCUGGGAUCGAGCCCCGCAUCGGGCUCUCUGCUCCGCAGGAAGCCUGCUUCCCUCUCUCUCUCUCUCUCUCUCUCUGCCUGCCUCUCUGCCUACUUGUGAUCUCUGUCUGUCAAAUAAAUAAAUAAAAUCUUUAAAAAAAAAACAAAAACAAAAAACUGUCAGUCUCCUUCGCUGCCACUGAUGGCCUCACUCAUUUUAAUAUAGUCUGGGAUGAGAGUUUGUUCCUUAACCAGUGGCUUCCAUAAUGAACAUUAUUUAAAAGCCCAAAGCAAAUGUUCAUUUUUCACCUAAUCCUUGCCUGCAGGAGGUGGCCAAGUUGUAGGGGAAAGAGCCAGAGCUCUCUGGUUGCAUGAAGAGAAGUGAUCAUGACUUUUUGAGAAUCAGUUCUUAAUCAGAAGGGUCUUUUAGGCUUUUGAGCUCUCCUAGUGAUGGAGGAGAAACUCUCCUGAGUUCACAAGUUCACACUCAUCCCUAAGUGGUAACCCAUCCCUAACUAAAACUUGUCAAAGGAAAGCAAUGCAGAAUGUGCUUUAGAUGGCAUUUCCCCCCUUUUUUAAAAUUUUAAAUUUGGGUUAACAUACAGUGCAGUAUUGGUUUAAGUGGCAUUUUAGAUUGGGAUUCUUUCUGUGUUUGGAGCUAUGCAUGUUGUACACAGCGCCGACAGGUGUUGGGACCAGGAGGCCAGGAAGGGGCCAGUGCUUAUGGGGAUGACCCUGUAGCGAAUGAAAAAUGGGAGGCUCUGGAUAUAAUGCCGUGUCACCAUCAGCAUGCGUCUCCCCAGCCUCCCCACCCCCAGUCUCCCGAUAUCUUCCCAAAGAAGCAGCUUCCACAAAAGCAUCUCCAAGAAGAUGGACAGGUGCUCCCCUGUUGUGCACCACACCCAAGUCGGCCCACCCUUGGACACAGUAUGGUUUUAUGCGCUGGCCUUGGUGAGAAACUAUCCAGCCAGCUUGUCUCUCAUCCAGGUCCCUUAGUGUCUGGUUUCCCUGCCCUGCAUAAUUUAAGCAUUAGAGCUAAGUACAUCUGUCAUUUUCCUCUCUCCAGAGACUGGGAAAUGUCCAGAGCUUUUCAGAAGAGCGGAGAGAAUAAAUAUUAUGUAACUCCUAGAGUUAGGCCUGGAACCGUCCAGACAUGGUGGGACUGGGGCUGAGCUGGAUACCACUCCCCCUCCACUUUGUGUGUCUUUUAGUCGGCGUGGAUCCAAGCGUGAGCUCCAGCUGCAGACACCUGAGCAGAGAAGGGAAACCAGAUUAGAGUCAGACAGAAACUGGGGAGUCAGGCCAUCAGGGUGUGCCAAACUUUAUUUACAUUUCCUCACAACAGCUCUGUGGGAUAGAGGAGGUCACCCUGUGAAGCCACCUUUACUCAAAGAUCAGCUGUGUCCCAGCCUCCAAACUCUAGCCCCUCAGGACACUUUUGGCCCUUUCAGGAUCAAGCUCUUGCCCACAAGAAUUCAUGACAGGCUCAGACAGACACAAGGCAUUCCCAAGCCCCUAGUCUCAUCAUGACCGGCAACUUUGCCCCCAAAUUACUUCUCAUAGUGUCCCCCCUCAGAAACAUGCCAGCUGUGAUCUCUUCCCUUUCUCCUGCAGAAAGGUCAGUAACAGGUGCCUAGGCUGGGGGAGCAGACUGGAGGGCAGAGCUAAGCCAGCAACUCCUGCUCAGCCUCUUCCCUGCCCAGGGAUAGGCCUUGGGAUAGCUGCUGUGCAUCUUCAGGGAACCAGGGAAGGUCCUGACAGGCAGAGGGAGACGGAUACCUGUCCCAACCGCGCAUGUGUGCUGUUCUAAUAUGUGUUCGGUGCAGAAUGUUGAUGGUUACUUAAUGUACUACAAACUUGUAAAGACUUCUGCCAUGUAAAGAAUGUAUGUAAAUUAAAGUUUUAUGUAAUGAAAGCUCUUACUUUUGCAAUUAAAAUUGUGCAUGUUGGUUGAUAAGAA